Messenger RNA from Capsaspora owczarzaki ATCC 30864, 860 nucleotides. RefSeq lists its product as hypothetical. The transcript is spliced from 4 exons. Lineage: Eukaryota; Filasterea; Ministeriida; Capsasporidae. Gene Ontology annotation, cellular component: cytoplasm; cytosol; membrane. Gene Ontology annotation, molecular function: ceramide 1-phosphate binding; ceramide 1-phosphate transfer activity. Gene Ontology annotation, biological process: intermembrane lipid transfer; ceramide transport. The coding region runs from base 29 to 670 and encodes 213 amino acids. The record is from RefSeq and is a predicted model, not a curated record.
AUUAUUUCAACUGCAUCCCGGUUUCACAAUGGCAGCCGAGCCAUUUAGCUUCCCAAAGGUCGUCGACAUGUUCGAGCGCGUCGACACGCACGCAGGCAAAGCAGCGAACGAGAUUGAGACAAUCCCGUUCCUCGACGCCUACUUUGAGCUGUCCAAGGUGUUUGACCAUCUCGGAAGGGCGUUCAAGUUCGUCACGGCAGACGUGGUCGAGAAGAUUGACAUUCUGCGCAAGCACCACGAACUGCGCGAGAACGCGCACUCUACGUUGGACGGGAUGCUUCGUCACGAGCUCGAGAACAAUCUGACCGACACAACCAGCAGCGGCGGUCUCAGGUCUGGCAGCCGCACGCUGCUCCGACUCAAUCGAGCACUCGAGUUUAUUCUGGCCUUUUUCGACCGCAUGAUUGAGGCCAAGGAGGACGCAGCGUGCUCAACCCUGGCAGGCGAGGCAUACGCAAACACCUUGUCGAAGCACCACGGCUGGGCAGUGCGAUCGGCAGUCAACCUCGCUCUGUACACGCUGCCGUCCUUGUCCGAGCUCAUUCGGAGGUUGGACGUUUCUCGCGACGACGGCAUUGCCUAUCUGAAGCGCAUCGUUGCCAGCGUUCGGCCCAUGUACGACCACAUCAACGGGCUGUACACAACGCACGAUCUUCAUUCCUUGCCAUAAAAAUUGGCCAAGCGAGUCGUCGGGUUUGCUCACAAAGAAAGCGAUGUAUGAUACAAAGUGCACAAAACGGACUAGUCCCACUCUUCAUCCACGUCGUCGUCGCCAAUCAUAAAUUCAUUCAUUUGGUCGUUGUCGGCCAUGAAUCUACAAGCAAAACCAUCUCACAGGUGAGCACAAGGUGCCUUUAAAA